UUAGAUCACGGCGCGGAGUGAUUAGUUGUCCGCCGCACGCUGCGCACCCCUCCGCCGGGCCGCGGUGGGAUCGGCUGGAAUAACCUUGGUGUGAGCCCGUUGAGCGGUUGGAGAGCAGAGCGAGAGGCUGAACGGCGCGGCGGCGGAAGAUUGGCGACUGCUGGCGUGAACAUGGCGGAGACCGUACGCUCGCUCUUCGAAUACCGGGACCCACACUGCCUGGACAGCGACGGAGAGGGCGUCAAACCGACGCCGCCGCUCCGUGGACGCGGCUGUGGAAGGAAAAGAAAAGGAACACCCGUGAAAGUCUUUGUUACGCACACUGAGGAGGAGAGCGUGACUGAACAUAGCUCCAGCCCAGGUGAUCGGAAGGAAGCAGGAGAAAAUAAGCGGCCCACCCUGGACGGGCCUUUCUACAACACAGAGCCUGCUCCUCAUUACUGCAGUGCAUUGGAGCAGACUCAUGAUAAAGUCUCCACUGGAUCAAGAACCAGCUCCUGCUCAGCCUCUACACCAGCUCCAUCUCCAGCUCCUUCUUCAGCUCCAACCCCGACACCAGUCCCUGCUCCUGCCCCGGCCACUGCAACUUCAGCUCAGGCCCCUUCUCUGACUCCUGCAUCCACAGCCCCAGCUGCCCCGACAGCCUCUGCUCCGGCUCCAACAGCCAGCUCCUUCCCUCCCUCCCCCAACUGCCGUAUCAGAGAGGUCCACUGUGGCAGCCAGGUGCGGUUGGUCGUUAUCGCCAUACGAGACAUCACGAAGGGGGAGGAGAUCACCGUGGACUACAGCCUGACGGAGUGGGGAGAGAACCUGGGUUUCCGUGGUACUGUGUCUCCAGUGCAACACGAAUGUAAUUCUGACACUGAGAAUAACAACAAUAUCAAGAAGGAGGAAGAGCCUCUGUCAUUAACCUCACAGCAGCAACAGCGGCAACAACAGCAGCAGGAAUAUGUCACCCCCUCUUGGUCCCUCUCCCCCUCCUCCUCCCCCAUCUCUCACUCUGAUGCCAGUGACUCAGAUGCAGGAGAUGAGGACAACUCCAGCCCUCGUGGACGUGCAGUUCGCCGGCGAAAGAAACGUCGCGGCACUCCUUCAAAGAAAAAGACCCCACAUCGGACCCCACCAGGGCGGCCAUCACCCGUCUCCCCCUCCAACGUUUCUCAACACAGCCGCCCGCUUCCUUCAUCCCAUUCACCAGCGCAGUCCUCCCCUCCCUGCUCCUCUUCCUCCUCCUCCUCUUCUUCAGCUAAGGCUAUGUUCAAACCUCCGGCUCCACUGGGCUCCAGCACCACAGGCAACAUCACUACAAAUGUCCCCAGAGGGGGGGUGUCCAUAGACUCCAUGCGCCAAACCUGCGAGUAUUGUGGACGCCACUUCCGCUCUCUAGGUCGCCACUUAGACAAACACCACGCUCACCAGCCCGAUGUGUGCUCUGCCCUCGUUGAACGCUACACACAGGUGCCCCGUGUGCAUGCACAGAACGCAAACCCUGCCACAGCCCCUCACACCCAGCAACACUCGAAGCUGUCGCACGUCGCAGGACAGAGCCGCAGUUCAGAUCUUGCACAAGCUGGUGUCCAGGACCUCUCCAUGUCUCCGCCCACUCUCACAGCAGCCAACCAAUCUCCUGCUUCCUCUGGGAGGAACUCCACCCCUCCUGUGCUGACUCCGCCACGAGGACAGAACGCUGUGGCGGUAUCUGUGUUGAAGAGGAGCCCCCCGCCCGUGGCUGUGACGCAGUCCAGGAAGGGAGCAAUGAGGAAGCUAAAGAAAGAAAGACAGAUAAAGGUAGAAGAGAAUGAGCAGGAGGAAGACGAAGAAGAUGUGGAGGUUGUGGAGGUAAAGAGGCCCAAAGAGGAGGACGACAUAGAGCUGGUGUGUCCUCAGUCCUACAGCAGGAAGUUGGCCAAAGAGAUAGAGCCACCAAAAGGAGAGGAGGAGGAGGAGGAAGAAGAGGAAGAGGAGGAGAAUGGAAUAAUGGAGGUGGAGGAUGAAAGUGGGACCGAGGAUAAGGAAAAGGACUUGCUGAGUUCGGGGCGUCACCACAUGCUGCCCCUCCUCUCGUCCCUGUCCUCUCUUGUGCUGUACCUACGUCGGCUGCAGCACUCGGCCUUCUUGUCCCUGUCACGGCAGCUGCAGUCUGCUGAGGCCUGGCGCCUUCUCUGUCACUCCAGCCUGGCCCUCCUUAUUCUGUAUAACCGACGACGUGAGUGCGAGGUCUCCAAGCUGUCCAUUGCUGAAUAUCACGCUCGUGUUACUCCUCAGUGCCCUGUCCCGGUCCCCCCUGGUGCUCCUCCCGCUCUCACGCCCUUGGAGGCCUCCCUCUCCCCCUUUGAGCGCCUGGUGCUUCCUCACCUCCCCAGAGUUGGAGUCCAGGGUAAACGUGGACGUGUCCAGCCCCUCAUCCUACCCCCUCACUGUGAACCCUGCCUGGAGCUUCUUCUGCAGACACGGCAGGACGUAGGAGUUGACCCCACAAACCCGUACGUCUUUGCCCGACCCUACCACUCCCCUGCCACACCGCUGCGUGGCACCGACCUCCUCCGCAGCCUGGCUCGUUCCAGCGGUACCCGCAAUCCCCGGGCCCUGACCCAGACAAGGGUUCGCCGCCAGGUAGCAAUCCUAACCCAGCUGCUGCUUCUAGGAGAAGGAGAGGAGCCUGGACAGCCAGGAGGAAGUGCUGUAGAGAGGCUGGAGCAUUUUCUUGAGAGGGAGUACCACGUGACGCAGAAUUGUGCGGGAAUUGGCCAAGACCCAGGCCUGAUGGGCAGAGUGGGCAGAGUGGUGCUGUGUGGAGAGAGAGAUGGAGUGCUGUUCAGGGGAAUGAGCCUGAACCACAUCUGUCUUGAACUGGAUGUUAUGUCAGGAAACUCUGCAGACUCGUACUCGGAAGGAGAGUCUGAAGGGGAGCACAUGAAGGAGAAGCCCGAGAUGAACGCCCCUGUUCCUGCUCUGAACCCUACACCUACCCUGCUGUAUGUCAGGAAGGGCAAGAACAACGGGCGGGUGGGGCGACCCAAGAAGCUCAAGAACAUCCAGCCACUGCCUCCGCCACCUCCACCUCCGCCUGCAAAAUGCAGGAGAGGCUCAGGUCAGCAAAAAUCAGGAAAGCGAGGCGUCCUGAAGCGUCCCUGGUCGGAGGCAGAGCGUGCAGCAGUCGAGGAGCACCUGACCCAGAACAUCAACGAGCUUCGAGUCCCUGCCAAGGCUGACUGCGAGCGCUGCCUGCAGCAGUGCCCCCUGCUGGUCAGCAACCAUCGUGACUGGCGAGCCAUCAAGUUCUACUGCCACAACCGUAUUCAGCUGCUGAAGAAAAAUCAGCGGCGUGAAAGCGAGCCCCAGCCUCUCACUGUCUGCUGAGAGGGGAGAGAGCCAGUAAGAUGUGUAGUACAGUGCAGCUGACCAGAGCAGAAUCUCAAAUGGUACCCUUCUGCUAGAAAUGCACAAAUUUUGAGAGGACGGUCCUAAAUUUCACUCCACUCUCCGGUAGUGUGGCUUGCUUUUUGACAUGGCUGUCAAUUGGACAUCUGAUUGAAUUUCAUUUGGAGCCAUACAAGAUCGGAAAUUUCAAUUAAACUGUUGUUGCUGCUCUACUUUAAGGUCUUAAAAUUACACUAGAGUAUUUAUGGUGCUCCUGGUUUUGACAGUUACCGUGCAAGUCUUGUCAAAAGCAGUGCACUUGGAUGGGUGCCGUUUGAGACAUGCCUUGUGGGACUUCAGAGAUGUGGCACUGGCCGCAGCCCGUGUUGUGUUGUAUAUGGACAUUUUUUCCUUCCAAAAUGGAAACACUAAACUGAAAUGUAAACAAGGGAGGCUAUCGAUCCCUACAGUGUUGUUAUAUGAACGUUGUGAAGUAGCAUUAGUGUUUUAUGCACUUGAAAACGUUAAUAAGACAAAUGGCCUGUGCUUGGGCCACACUUUCCUUCAUAGCGGCUUUAUAAUUAGAGUAGACCUAACUACUGCUAACUGACAAGAAUAGUCAUAUCUCUCCUCAAGCGAGCUAGUUCUUCUUUUCAUACAACUGACUGUGCAAUUCUGACUAUGGUUUCAUGAUAUUUGGACCUUAAUUUACGUGAGGUACUACAUGAUGAAUGAAUUAUGCUUUUACAGUUACUAUGAAGUUUUUUUUUUCAUUGAAAUGAAACACAUCCUUACAAUGGAGAUCCUGUUUGGAGCUGUAGGUUUUAUGACAAAGACAAUUAAAUGGCCUCAGAAUGUUGUGAAGUUACUUUUGGAUACCUAAGAUGUUUAGUUAAAUCAUAAAGUCAAACAUAUGAACUGUUGUAAAACAGGUUGUCUCUCGGCUGCUUUCCUGUCAACAGAUAGCGUCAAGAUGUCAAUAACUACUAUUUUAUCCUGAGCAACGGUAUGUUUGUGUUUCCUUUUGUUCUUCUGCCUCUUGCACAUUUGUCAUUCAAAGUAGUAAAAAUGUGCCAUAGGCCAAUAAGCUGGAUAUCACUUUAUGUGUGGAAAAGAGAUUUCCCUCGGUUGUGUUAAAGGUUACUUAAAAAGUGGGCAUUCAUCAGAGAAGUGAUUGUUCUGUGGCGCCACAUUUGUUUCGUUGUCUGUGUCGUCUUUUCCAAUGGCUAGAGCUCCUCCUGUCCUUUCCCAGACACACUACACCGUUUGCAGCUCGACCAGAUUUUUGGUUUCUUGUCAUUGUUGCUGGAAAUCUGCGUCCAUCGGACUAAAUCCUCCAUGAAACCUCGAGACAGAUACUUGAAGUUAUGUAAACCUUUUGCAGAAUCUUUAUGUUCUUUCUUGCUCUAGCCUUGCCAGUUACAUUGUACAUAACAAAUAUAUUAUUAUACAUUAUGCUAACUGGUUGUUUGUGCUAGACAAUAUGUAGCUUUCUCCAUUUGAGUUAUUGCUAUCUGUACAUAAGCCAGUUUUGUAAAUAUUCCUCAGAGAAACAAAGAAAAAACACAAUGUAUGACAUGCCUUGGUUAUAGUGUUAUGUUUUUUCUUUUUUAUAAGUCUUAUAAAAACUUAAAGCUC
Molecule: messenger RNA, 4998 nt
Organism: Amphiprion ocellaris (clown anemonefish)
Lineage: Eukaryota; Metazoa; Chordata; Actinopteri; Pomacentridae
Exons: 9
Coding region: 172-3360 (1062 amino acids)
Molecular function (GO): protein binding
Source: RefSeq, a predicted model, not a curated record